AGAGCGCGCGCGAUCUCACUGGGAGCGGCUGCGCAGGCGCGGCCUCCAUUUUGAGGUGAGGCUGCGUUGAGACGGGGGCGAAGAGGCAUCAUCGGCGGAGCAGAGAACAGAACCAGCGAGCGAGCGAGCGAGAUUGUAUUCUAGGUCAGCAAAGAUGAGUGCACGAGUAUUCAUUGGCAGACUGAGCCCUUAUGCCACUGAAAAAAAUGUGGAGAGGUUCUUCAGAGGAUAUGGACGAAUUAAGGAAAUUGAUCUGAAGAAUGGAUUUGGAUUUGUGGAGUUUGAAGAUUACAGAGAUGCAGAGGAUGCAGUUUAUGAACUGGAUGGAAAAGAGUUGUGCAAUGAAAGAGUGACGGUUGAGCAUGCCAGAGCACGCAAUCGGGGAGGACGAGGAGGUGGGGGACGUUAUCAAGGCCGCUUUAGCCAGAGCUAUCAACGCAGUGGAGGAAGAAAUGGGCCUCCGGUUCGUACAGAAAACAGAGUGAUUGUUGAGAACUUGUCUUCGAGAGUUAGCUGGCAGGAUCUGAAAGAUUUCAUGAGACAGGCUGGAGAAGUUACCUUUGCGGAUGCGCACAGGCACAAAAUGAAUGAAGGAAUUGUUGAAUUUGCCUCCUACAGUGAUGUGAAGAAUGCUCUUGAGAAGCUCUCUGGCACAGAGCUCAAUGGAAGAAAGAUCAGGGUGGUUGAAGAACGUAAACAGCGCAGGUCUCGUAGCAGGUCUCGUUCCCGUAGCCGAAGCUCUUCUAGAUCUCGCUCCAGAGGCCGUAAGUCCUAUAGCCGCUCCAGGAGUAGGAGCCGCAGCAAAUCCCGAUCUGAGAGUAGAUCGCCUGUUCCUGCCAAGGAGCAGAGAGGCCAUUCCUCUAUGGCAUCUGGGGAUCAUGUAAGAUCACGCACACGUUCACCUUCUGGUGAGAGUACAGACUAAGCAUGUUAAUGUGGACUUUUACUUGAGUGAGUGAAAGUUUAUGCAAAGGAAUGAAUUAGAGAAACGCAAAUCUUAAAUUUGUUAAAACUGCAGUACUGCAUUUACUGAGCUUUAUUCAUUUAACUUGUCACAUGCAGAGUUGAGUUGCUCAAUUAUUUCUUCUUGACAUUGGUUUCUUUAGCUAUGAAUCCAAAUCUUUUUUUUUUACUUUUUGGUAUUAAAUGUAAUGGUGUAAAUUACAUUUCUCUUAUGUACUCCUUUGAAAUAAAGAUUGUACAUAGUUAGUA
Carcharodon carcharias (great white shark) is the source of this 1212-nucleotide messenger RNA. RefSeq names its product serine/arginine-rich splicing factor 5-like. Gene Ontology annotation, cellular component: cytoplasm; ribonucleoprotein complex; nucleus. The coding region runs from base 155 to 925 and encodes 256 amino acids. The transcript has 8 exons. Gene Ontology annotation, molecular function: mRNA binding. NCBI's taxonomy places the organism in Eukaryota, Metazoa, Chordata, Chondrichthyes, Lamniformes, Lamnidae. The record is from RefSeq and is a predicted model, not a curated record.